Messenger RNA from Propithecus coquereli (Coquerel's sifaka), 707 nucleotides. RefSeq names its product regulator of G-protein signaling 4-like. The record is from RefSeq and is a predicted model, not a curated record. The transcript has 6 exons. NCBI's taxonomy places the organism in Eukaryota, Metazoa, Chordata, Mammalia, Primates, Indriidae. The coding region runs from base 237 to 707 and encodes 156 amino acids.
CCAGGGGCUGGAGGGGGAGAGGGAGACAGGAGCCGGCACUGCAGAGCUGCCACCUGAUUGGCUGGACGGCCAUGGCUGGGCUAUAAAAGAGACCCCUGCAGGCUUGGGAGGGAGACGCUUAGAAGAUUCUGACCGCAUCUUUACCAGAGAAAAGGUGAAGUGCGCUCAAAACAGAAGCCACAGCUCCUCCUGCUGCAUUUCUUUCCUACUUGCGAAUCCCAUACUGUUCAGACAAGAUGUGCAAAGGACUUGCAGGACUGCCGGCUUCUUGCUUAAAGAGUGCGAAAGAUAUGAAACAUCGGUUAGGCUUCCUGCUGCAGAAGUCUGAUUCCUGCGAACAUAAUUCUUCCCACAGCAAGAAGGACAAAGUGGUUAUUUGCCAGAGAGUGAGCCAAGAGGAAGUCAAGAAAUGGGCUGAAUCACUGGAAAACCUGAUUACCCAUGAAUGUGGGCUGGCAGCUUUCAAAGCUUUCCUGAAGUCUGAAUACAGUGAGGAGAACAUUGACUUCUGGAUCAGCUGUGAAGAGUACAAGAAAAUCAAAUCACCAUCUAAACUAAGUCCCAAGGCCAAAAAGAUAUAUAAUGAAUUCAUCUCAGUCCAGGCAACCAAAGAGGUGAACCUGGACUCCUGUACCAGGGAGGAGACAAGCAGGAACAUGCUGGAUGUAUAUAAAAAAGGAAAGCAGCAACAGCAGGAGAUCCACUAG